Molecule: messenger RNA, 1604 nt
Organism: Emiliania huxleyi CCMP1516
Lineage: Eukaryota; Haptophyta; Isochrysidales; Noelaerhabdaceae
Exons: 8
Coding region: 1-1326 (441 amino acids)
Source: RefSeq, a predicted model, not a curated record
AUGCCCGCCAAGCGGCGCGGUCGGUGGAAGAAGCGGCUGCGGCGGUCCGAGCCCACGGCGGCAAACGGCUGCGAGCCGCUCAAUCGGUCCCGCACGCGCGACAGCAUCAGCGAGCUCCCGGGCCACUUCCUCCGCCACUGGCCACACCGCUCGGUCAGCGCUCGGCACAUGCAGGAGACGUACGACUCGCUCGUCAGCUGGGGCCGCACGCGCUUCCAGGUCGUGGGCGGCGCGCUCUACUACCCGGACCUAAAGCACAACACCUUUGGCUGCGUCCUCCGGCGGUCGCCCAUCCUCGCGUGGGCACUGCUCGAGACGCUCGAGAGGCACCCGGUCGCCGACGUGGACAUCCCGGUCAACUGCAGAGACAAGCCGGGCACCCCGCUGAGCCAGCGGCUCGGCGGCCGCACCGACCACGGCCCGCCCCUCGCCUUCUCGUACACCACGAGCGCGGCGCACGCCGACAUCCCGCUGCCCGACUACACCUUCUGGGGCCUGCCCUACGCGCAGAUCCCGCCCUGGGAGGCCUGGCUCGCUUCGACGGUCGGCGGCGGCGCGGGCGGCGGCGCGGGCGGCGACGCGGGCGGCGGCGGCGCGGCGGGCGGUGGUGUGGGCGCCGGCCUCUCCUCACCAGCCGGCGGCGCGGAGGCAGGCAAGUGGCGCGAGCCGUGCUCCAUCAAGCCGCGAGGGUGGACGCCGCUCGAGGAGCAGUGCCGCUACAAGUACAUCCUCCAUUUGCCCGGCAUCUCCGACUGGCUCGAGCACUUCAAGCACCAGCUCGCUUGCGGCUCCGUCAACAUCUUCCUCGGCCGGAUGCCCCGCCGGAGGCCCUCUGGCGCUGCCGGCGCUGCUGGUGCUGCGCCGUCGGGCGGCGUGCAGCCGCCGCACGCGUUUGAGCACUUUGACUUCUCGGGCCCUCUGCUCCUCGAGGGCGAGACGUUCCUCUUCGUGCCUGCGACGGCGAGCAACGUGUGCGAGCGGCUGCAGGUGGCGCUCCAUGGGCUCGAGGCGGCGCCGGAGCGAGGCGAGUGCCUCGCGGCGCGCGGGCAGCAGCUGGCCGCGGAGCUGUCGCUGCCGCGCGUGUACUCGUACCUCGCUGGCGUGCUCAACGAGGCGUCGGCGCGGCAGCGGCCCGACGUGGCGCGCAAGGCUGCGGAGAAGGGGGGGUCGCGCCGCGUCACCAAGGCAAACUUCUUCUCGUUUGUCCCGCCCGCGAAGCGUCCAUGGAUGGAGCAGGUCUUUGUGCCGUGGCACGCCGCCGCCUUCAAUGCGACGCCCCUCCUGCCACCGCACGGCGGCGAGACGGCCUCGGGCCUCUUCCACUGAGAGGACACGCCGAGGAGUGAAGGCCCCGCGCCGUGGGCACCGGCGAGGAGCGUGGACUGUGUGCGCCGGGGAGCCGCUCGAGUCGUGGGUUGGCGCCGGCCUGCCUUCCCCUAUUGGCUCUAGCCCCCUUGCCGCGCGAUAUAUGUCCGAUGACGCCACGCGAUGUGACCGCGGGUCCUACACGGCGCGGGGAUGAGUCGUUUUCUCGCGCGGGGCACACGUUGGAGGGUGCCGGCCGCGCCGCGGGCUUCUUUUUUGCGUCUAUUUAUUUCCACACG